GUUCGCCUUGUUAUUCGUGGGCUGGGCUACGCAAGGCAGACUUAUAAAUAGGCAAGCGGCGUCUUCGCAAGGCAGUUAGCCGUGUUUGGGCUGAGAGAGACAGAGACGUAACUGUGCCUAGACUGGAUUGCACGUUUGGAAUUUAAACGAAACAAAACGGGUGCCAUUGUGGUGGUCAGAAAUGGGAGAGGGUUUGGGGCCUCCUGUAGGAUGGUAGCAAACAGCGCGGCAGACGGCAAGCACAACUUGUCAGGCUCGUCGAGCUCCGAAUCUUCCGAGUUGGAGCAACUUCAGCACCGGGCCGCACCGAAACCCAAGCUGAGGUCUGCGUCCACGCCAUGCAGGUACCUGACCCACUUCCCCACGUUCAACUGCAAGGAGGACUGCAGGAUCAUCACAGACACGGCGGCCAAGCUGGAGCUGAGUGGCUUCUACUGGGGCCCUCUGGGAGUGGACGAGGCCCACCAAAUGCUGAAGGACGCCCCGCUGGGCAGCUACCUCAUCCGGGACAGCCGGCAGAAGGACGUCUUCUUCACACUGUCCUAUCACGCCAAGAGCGGGCCGGUCAGCGUGCGCAUCGACUACAAGCGGCAGAAAUUCUCUCUCACAGGCAACGAGCGCACUUUCCCCACUCUCUUUGCCCUCUUGGAGCAUUACACCCACUCCCCCAAGAGGAGCCUGAGGGUCCCAUACAGAAAAUGGGAGCCCACCCUGCAGGAGCUUUGCAGAAGGCGCAUCAUGGCGCUCUGCGGCGGAGGGAGGCAGGUUUUGGAGCUGCCCCUCACCAAUGUCGCCCAAGGCUUCCUGUUGGAAUUCCCUUACAAGUUAUGACCUUGUUAUGUGUUAGUUUGACAUUCACCGUUUCAGAAGGACGCUGCCACACGGUGGCCAAGUGUGGAACUGCAUGGUUCUCCAUUGAGUUCACUUUAACUUGCACAAAAUGUGUUCCAUUCAUGAGGACACAUAAAGUGAUUACCUCCAGAGAUGGUGAGGUGGAAGAACACUACAUAUGUCAUAAAAGGACCAUAAUAAUAAAAACAAUAGUGUGCGCUUUCUUCAGUACUACUUGGAAUAUGGAUGUGUGGUGGAGAGUGCGCUUGAAAGCAGGCGCUGCCACGUGAUUAAAUUCUGUGGGAGACUGCAAUACUCUGUUAUCCUAAUGUUUACAUCACACAUGGAUGGUACUGAAUGUGCUGCAGUAGUUUAGAGCUACCCUCUAGUUCAGCUAUGUCUGCCAGGCAGAUAGAUACAUUGGUCAAAAACUAUUAUUUUAUAUAAAAAUGUGUUUUGAAUUAAAAAAACUGGAAGUACA
Molecule: messenger RNA, 1312 nt
Organism: Phyllopteryx taeniolatus (common seadragon)
Lineage: Eukaryota; Metazoa; Chordata; Actinopteri; Syngnathiformes; Syngnathidae
Gene: socs1a
Product: suppressor of cytokine signaling 1a
Exons: 2
Coding region: 211-831 (206 amino acids)
Biological process (GO): phosphatidylinositol phosphate biosynthetic process; intracellular signal transduction
Cellular component (GO): phosphatidylinositol 3-kinase complex
Molecular function (GO): 1-phosphatidylinositol-3-kinase regulator activity
Source: RefSeq, a predicted model, not a curated record